AUGCACGAUAAAAACGAUCAAGAAGUAGAAAAUGAAAAAAAAUCUACUCCAGAAAAACCCAAAUUAAGUUUAAUGAGUGGUAUUGCAUUACUAAUUGGUUCAAUUAUUGGUUCGGGAAUUUUUAUUUCACCACGUGGUGUACUUCUUGGUACUGGUUCUUAUGGUUUAUCAGUUUUGAUAUGGAUUAUAUGUGGAGUAAUUUGUGUUCCCGGAUGUUUAUGUUAUGCCGAAUUAGGUACAAUGAUUCAUAGUUCUGGCGGAGAUUAUACAUAUAUUAAAAUGGCAUUUGGUGAUUGGGCUGGUUUUUUACGAAUAUGGAGUGAAAUAUGUUGUGUACGUCCAGCUAUAAUUGCUGUAUGUGGUAUAACAGCAUCAGCUUAUUUACUUCAACCACUUUAUAGUCCAUGUUCUCCACCUCAUUUAGCUAUAAUACUAUUAGCUUGUCUUUUUGUUUUGAUAUUAACACUUCUUAAUUUAUUGUCAACUCGUGGAGCAGUUAUGUGGCAAAAUGGAACAUUUUAUGCUAAAAUUUUUGCAUUAGUUCUUGUUAUUAGUCUUGGAAUUUUUCAAUUAAUACGAGGUCAAAAUGAUGUAUUUGCAUCUCCAUUUGCAAAUACUCAAACAAGUGUUAAAAAAUUAUCUAUUGCACUUUAUAUUGGUUUAUAUCCUUAUUCGGGUUGGAAUUAUUUAUCAAAUGCUAUUGAAGAAUUAAAAAAUCCAGCACGUAAUUUUCCAAUUGCAAUUAUGACAUCAAUUAUAGCUUGUACAAUACUUUAUUCACUUGCUUAUAGUGCAUAUUUUACAUCAUUAACACCUUAUGAAGUAAUGACGUCUGAUGCUGUUGCUGUUUCAUUUGCAGAAAAUAUUUAUCGACCACUUGCAUUUAUUAUGCCUUUAUUUGUAUCAAUAUCAGCUCUUGGUGGUCUUAAUGGGCAAAUCUUUACAAUUGUUCGUAUGUUUUCUGUUGCUGGUCGUGAUGGUCUGUUACCGACAAUAUCUGCUUAUCUUCAUAUAGAUCGUUUGACACCUGUCAUUCCAUGUAUUGUUGAAGGAAUACUUGGUGUUCUCUAUGUACUUGUUGGGGAUGCUGAACGUCUUCUUGGUUAUUUAAGUUUUAGUACUUGGCUUGUUUGUUUAUGUGGUGCAAUAAGUGUACUUAUUUUUCGUCGUACAAUGCCCGAUGCUCCUCGACCAUUUAAUGCUGGUGUUAUUGCUCCAAUUGCAUUCAUUAUUCCAAUGACUCUUCUAACUCUUGUUAAUAUAAUAUUUAAUCCAAUUGAUAUUUUAGUUGGUGUGCUUAUUCUUCUUUCUGGUUUACCUGUCUAUUGGAUAUUUGUUCUCUAUCGGCCUAAAUCAAUUGAUAGAUUCAGCCAAUCAAUUGCUAUAUAUUUACAAAAAUUAUUUCUUGUAGUACCAGAUGAUGAUAAACAUCAUGAUUAA
Molecule: messenger RNA, 1440 nt
Organism: Rotaria sordida
Lineage: Eukaryota; Metazoa; Rotifera; Eurotatoria; Philodinida; Philodinidae
Source: the annotation of a GenBank genome assembly